AUGUCAUACUCAUUUCUUACUACCCUGGCUGCCUUGACUGUUGCCGUACAAGGCCUAAACCCAUGGCAAGCCCCGGGCCCAGAUGAUUCUCGCGGUCCCUGUCCCAUGUUAAACACACUAGCCAACCAUGGCUACCUACCUCAUAGCGGCCGAAACCUCACGGUACAGCAGUUUGGCGAUGCUAUGGCCCAAGGCCUUAAUGCAGACCCCUUGUUCGGCACGGCGCCUGCGACCGGGUUCACGCUUGUCUGGGGCCGCAGUACCUUUGACCUUGAGGACCUUAAUACACCCGGUCUUAUACAGCAUAUCGCCUCCUUGACACGCGAUGAUGUAACGCCUGCAGAGGCGAACAUUGGCGAGGUCCCGGCCCGGGUAUCUGCUUUGCUGGACGAUAGUCCAACAGACUACCUAGACGUUGCGUCUCUUGCAAAGAGUCGCGUCCGUGUCGAGGCAUUAUCCGCGCCACAGCGGAUACCACCCCAGCAUGAAGUACUGGCGCUUACAGAGGCUGGUUUAUUGCUGAUGAUGAUGAAGGACGGUCCAGUACCGUCUUUUUUUAGCGCGCCCUCUGUACAGACUUGGAAGGCGCCCAAAGACCGUGUAAAGGUGUGGUUGACAGAGGAGAGGUUCCCAGAGGAGUUGGGGUGGAAGCGUUCAGAGCGAACGCUGAGCGUGCUAGAUCUCGCGCCGGUUGUGACUGCUGUUACGGCUCGAAAGGCAGCAUCGGCUGUAAUGGGUCAGUAG
Molecule: messenger RNA, 744 nt
Organism: Metarhizium brunneum ARSEF 3297
Lineage: Eukaryota; Fungi; Ascomycota; Sordariomycetes; Hypocreales; Clavicipitaceae
Product: Chloroperoxidase
Molecular function (GO): peroxidase activity
Source: RefSeq, a predicted model, not a curated record